AUUGCAGCCACCAGCCAUGCUGAAACUUUGAAUGGCUGCCUGCUUUUCCCUCAACCAAGCUUGCAAGCUCUGCAUUCCCAGCAGAAGGAUGGCGUGAAGAGUAAUGGAAAAAAUCCACAGUGAAUGACCUGGAGCACAAAGAGACCAAUAUCCUGGAACCUUUUGUUUCUUUUUAGUUGAAGGCUUGCUAUUAAAGAAAUUUUAAUUUUUUUUAAGUCUUUGAAUUGUUUUUAAUGUUUUUAAAAAAGAAAAGGAAAUAAAAACAAAGUCGUUCAUAGAAAGUUGGAAGGUUCUCCACCAUCUCCUCAAGGUUCAGUGCUGGAAGACGUCUUGUUAUCUUGAGAGUUACAUUUUCCUGAGAUUUAAUAUUGGCAGGGAUUUUGAGGUCUGGAAUCAUUUUUUUAAGCUUUUUUAAUCUUGGCUGGUCCUUGGCUACUCGCAGAUUUCUUUGGAUGGGCUAACAGAAGCAGUCGAUAGCUAUUCAGAAGAUAUUUAGAAGAGUACGUAUUUUUGGCAUUGGUUGGUUCACUGUUUAAGAUGUUGGUUUCUGGCUUUAUCUUUCUGGCUGGCGUGGUUGGUCUUCUAAAAGGAUGCCAGUUACCCCAAGACUGGAGACCACAAACAGAAGCUUGCAGGGCAGAACUGGUGGAAACUAUAAUGUUUGCCAAAGUACUAGCAAUUCACAAGGACAGUUACAGUGUGUACAACUACUUGCCCUGGCAAUAUGACUCGGACCUCUUCUACUCUGCGGAAAUUGAGCUGGUCUGCGACCAAGGCUGGGGGAGCAUGCUUGAGGUUCCUGCUGGUUCCAGGCUUAAUAUAACAGGACUGGGCUAUUUUCCCUGCCACUCGUACACUGUGAUGGAAAAUAAUUCCUAUUACUUCUUUUUAAGGAUGGAUGAAAAUUACAACCUUCUUCCACAUGGGGUGAAUUUUCAGGAUGCCAUUUUCUCAGACACUCCAGAAAACCACCGCAUGUUCGCCAGUCUUUUCCAGUUCUCAAACUGUUCCAUUGGAGUUGAUCCUCAAAUCUACACUCCGGACUGGGAAGUACAAGAAGACCACAGGUUGCUUUGUAGCACAGUACAGAAAGCCCUUCUGGAGGAAGAGGAACGUGUGAAGAACCUGUCUCAAAAAGUGCGGAUACUGGAGAAAGCCAAUGGACAUCUGAGAGAGAAAGUGAAGAACCUCAAGCGCUCUUUGCGUCAGGCUAGCAUGGAGAAUAAGAAAGAGGCUAAGAAACUGGAGAAACUGGAGAAGGAAAAAAGUAUUGCCCAAGGUGCAUCAAAGCAGGACAACCACAAGAAGGUUCAAGCUAGACCAGCCAAUAAACAGACAGGAAACAAACUGGAUUAGGCUUUGAUUAUGGAUGACCAUAGAUGGAACAAGGCUAGUUUUAAAGGGUUGUAAAAAGAUCAGAAGUGCUUAACCCAGUUUUCUAGUUCAAAACGGAUCCGAUCAUAAAAUAUUUAGUUUUUACAUGUAAAUAAUAGGGUUUAUUCACUAAUCUGGGGAUUGUGAAGAGAUUCAUUGAAGACCAAAAUAGCCAAAUUACAAAAAUCCUCCAUGUCUGCUAUUUUUCCAGCUUGACUCUUUUGGCCUAAGAUUCCCUUAGUUAAUUCUCCACAAUUUCUGUUUUAGUUAAAAAAAAUCCUUUUAUAUAACAGGGUAGUUUUAUACGUACAUUUUUUUGUAUUUAAGGUGCUUUUUAUGUUGUUUUCUUUUGAGCCACUUUCAUUUUAUCUUGCUGUGGUACUGUUCUAUGGAUGUUUCUUUUCAGGAGUACGCUAGAUCGUCAGGCGCUACAUACAGCAAAGACUUUUCUGAAAAGAUUUAGGCCCAUAUACUGUUUAAAACAAAUUAGUAACAUAAUUUAAUGCAUGAUUUCAAUGUUUUUAACAGAGAAAAAUAGGAGGU
Molecule: messenger RNA, 1917 nt
Organism: Pelobates fuscus (common spadefoot toad)
Lineage: Eukaryota; Metazoa; Chordata; Amphibia; Anura; Pelobatidae
Product: coiled-coil domain-containing protein 3-like
Exons: 4
Coding region: 538-1356 (272 amino acids)
Source: RefSeq, a predicted model, not a curated record